Molecule: messenger RNA, 330 nt
Organism: Trichoderma reesei QM6a
Lineage: Eukaryota; Fungi; Ascomycota; Sordariomycetes; Hypocreales; Hypocreaceae
Exons: 1
Biological process (GO): nucleolar large rRNA transcription by RNA polymerase I
Cellular component (GO): RNA polymerase I upstream activating factor complex
Molecular function (GO): RNA polymerase I cis-regulatory region sequence-specific DNA binding
Source: RefSeq, a predicted model, not a curated record
CUGGCUCCAGACGAGGCCUUGUUUCGCCGCAAAGACGCUCCGGAGCGGUAUGCGGAGCACGACAUCUACCGCGCGCACGAGUGGGAGCUGCCCAACGGCGGACAGGGCGUCCUUCCCAAGAGCGACCUCCUCAAGGCCAUUCACGAAUACUCGUCUGAGUUUUACGGGGCGCUGAACCGCCAUCAGGGUGUGCUCGACAGUGGACGCAACCUGGACGAGCGCAGCAUGGACGAGACGGCACUGCUGGCGCUGGGCAUCCUGCUGGAGGAGGCGGGGCGAGAGGUCCUAGGCCGACGAGGGCAUCUUGUCUUUACUGAGGGCACCAAUGAU